Molecule: messenger RNA, 2477 nt
Organism: Eleginops maclovinus (Patagonian blennie)
Lineage: Eukaryota; Metazoa; Chordata; Actinopteri; Perciformes; Eleginopidae
Gene: mpl
Product: MPL proto-oncogene, thrombopoietin receptor
Exons: 12
Coding region: 29-1960 (643 amino acids)
Biological process (GO): cytokine-mediated signaling pathway
Cellular component (GO): external side of plasma membrane
Molecular function (GO): protein binding; cytokine receptor activity
Source: RefSeq, a predicted model, not a curated record
GAACUGCUAAACCCUGCCCAACACUUGCAUGACCUACAACACACACAAUGCACAUUCACAAACAUACAUAAUAUCUCUGUCUACCAUGGAUUCGCACUGCAGGUGGCAGAUACUCCUUAGCCUGUGGAUACAAGUGGGCUUUGUGCCCAGGCUACAUUGUAUAACUUUCAAUCAUCUGUCAAGGGAAGAUGUGUUGCUGUUAAAGGAUGAGCAGGAUCCUAAAUGUUUCACCCGGACUGAGCAGGAUUUCACCUGCUUCUUUGAGACUGCAGACAACAGGAGCUAUGAUUUAGUCUACACUGUUUACAGAGCGAAAAGGUGUGAAAUGUCUGUCCAAAAAGUUGAAGUGGCUACUUUCCUGCACAUCUGCUCAUUUCCUGAAUCGGAUGUGUUGUCAUUUGUGGAAACACGCCUUGAAGUGGUGGAGCGCGACACCAACACCAGCCUCUACAGAAGGACUGUCUCCAUGGAGGACCACUUUCUUCUGGAUCCCCCCUUCAGUGUGUCUUUACACCAAAAUGGCCAAGCAGGGCAGCUGCAGGUUUCAUGGCGCACAAAGGCCUCAAAAUACUGGAAAAAUGACAUGAUGUACAGGAUUCAGUACUCUUCCAAGGGGCUGGGAGUGAAGAUUAAAGAGGCAAAGGAGGGAGAAACACUGGACUCUCUGGUCCCAGGAGAGGAGGUUGAUGUCCAGCUUGCUGUAAAAUAUGCUUUAAAUCCAAAUGCAGGACACUGGAGCAGCUGGUCACACCUGGUGCAAGCUGUGGUUCCCCAAAGUGCAGAUGAUAUUUCACUAAAGUGCUACACAUCUGACCUGCAAAACAUCACCUGCCAAUGGAACAGGAGCAGAUAUGGUGAAGAGAAGGAUUACAAGCUUUUCUACAUGAUGGGUAUCAGUAAAGAUCUGGUCUGGACCGAGUGUCUCGCAGACGGGGGCUUGACUGAAACAUGCCAUUUCCAUGGAGACGAGUCCAGAGCAGUCAAGGUGAAGCUCUGCAGCACUUCAGCUCGACUCAACAGGACCUUCUUUACUCCAGAGUUCACCCUCAGAAAAAGCAUCAAAUCAUCCCCACCAUGUCAUCUGAAAGGAGCAUUAGAGAAGGACAAGUUGUGCCUAAAAUGGGAAACUCCUCUUCAGGCUCUGUCGACCCACCUGCAGUAUGAAGUCGGCUACCAGAUGAGAGGGAGUAACGCAUGGAUGACGGUGUUCCUAGAGGGUCCUGAGUCCGGCACAUGUCUGGAGAUCCCGACAGGUAGCCAGUACAAUGUUAAGAUCAGAGCUAAACCUAAUGGGUCCAUUUACUCAGGCCACUGGAGUGACUGGUCAGAAGUGCUGACUGGUGACAUCCCCGCUGACACAGGCAAACUGCACAUUCUGUCUAUCCCUGUCUCCGUGCUGAUAAUUGCCAUCAUUGUCAUCUACUUGUUUCCCACGUACUUCCGUAAGCUCAAGCUGUAUUUUUGGCCACCAGUACCCGACCUUGAUAAAGUCCUACAAGGAUUUCUGAAAGACCUUGACGGACAGAGAUGGAAUCCACCAAUAACAGCAAAGCAAUGCCCUGAGGAAACCACGUCUUCUGUGUUGGAGAUCAUUUCUGAAGAUGAGGGUUCAGUAUUGGGGAAGCCAUCAGAGGGAUGCACCCAGCUCCUGUCAGAGAGACACCUCUGCAAUGGAGAACAGAUUGAAGGGACGGGAGUCUUCUCAGAUUAUGUGACUCUGAACAAAGACAGUGUCAUUCUUUGUCCAAAAGGAAACAAAUAUGUCUACGAGGAGGUUGGACCAAAAGAAAGUCCAGUGGUGAGUGAUGAGCUCUUUCCAGGUAGUCUGACAGCAUCCUUAGGCAGUGACUUUCUUAACCGUUCCUACUUGCCUCUGGCAGAGUCUGCAGACACAUCCCACUGCAAGGUCACUGAUGCAAGGUGGCCAGGCAACCUCUACACUAAUUUCCCCUGUAGGUAAAUGUACAAUUAAGGUUAUUUGUUCCCACUGGUGUAGAUUACAAACCAAACCUUCUUAUUGACAUAGAAGUUUAAGAAUAUAAUAUAUUCAACAUUUCUAUAACUGUUGAAGAUAUUUAAGCAUAUCAUAUUAUUUUUGUAUUUGUAAUAUUACAUAAUACUGUUGUGUGUGUGUGUGUGUGUGUGUGUGUUUAUAUCCACUAGAGAAAACAGUAGAUCUAGAAUACACUCAGUGGCUUUCAUGGUCAAGAGGCCUGUAUUGUUUUAGUAUAUGUAAUCAUUAUUACAACGUUUUAGUGUUCUGGGUGUAACUUGGACAAAAAAAAGUUAAAAGAGAAGGAAAAAAAAACAAUGUAUAAAGGGGAGUGGUAUCAGGGAUUGGGGAUAUAACAAGAUGCGAAUAUUUUGAGUUUGACCUUCAUUUUUAAACAUUUAUAGGAAAAUAUGUCUAAAAACGACUUAAUUUGUUGUGCAUGUACUUUUAAAUCUGCAUAUAAAGGAUUUUUUUUUUCUCCAGA